Aspergillus puulaauensis is the source of this 2136-nucleotide messenger RNA. Its product is annotated as transcription factor domain-containing protein. Lineage: Eukaryota; Fungi; Ascomycota; Eurotiomycetes; Eurotiales; Aspergillaceae. Gene Ontology annotation, molecular function: zinc ion binding; DNA-binding transcription factor activity, RNA polymerase II-specific. The record is from RefSeq and is a predicted model, not a curated record. Bases 1 to 2136 code for a protein of 711 amino acids. The transcript has 3 exons. Gene Ontology annotation, biological process: regulation of DNA-templated transcription.
AUGCUCGCACAGAGUCCUGCCUCCGUCCGAAAGGGCACCAAGAGCUGCACCGAAUGUAGACGACGCAAAGUUCGCUGCGUUCGAAUCCCUGAGGAUGCCGCAACAUGUCGUCAGUGCACAGAGCGCAAUACAGCCUGUGUCGCUCAGACAUCGAGUGGCCGGUCGCGACAGGCGCAGCGUCUGCCCUCGCGGUACCGGAUCGCGCAGCUAGAAUCUCAGGUUAGCAGACUAACCAAGAUUGUCAACAACAUUGAGGUCAAACUCGGGGGUGUUGUAUCGACUCAGGUUGACCGAACGACUACACACUCACCCGGUUCCGACGAUUCUGGUGCAGAAUCAACCGCGUCGGAAAUGCUUAUUGCAGAAGAGCCUUCCCAUUUACGCUCAUUGUUUCAAAACGAGUGGUUGAGUGUUGAUACGCAUCGGCGCAACGAGCAGCAGCAGGAACGGCGGGUGAAGGCCUCUGCUCACCUCAUGGAAAGCCUGCGACCAUCAUUGCAAAAGUUGAUUCCGACCAAAGAGGACACAGUAGAAAUGUUGUCUUGCUCCUACGACUGGUUACAGAUGAUGCACUCUAUGCUUCCCCAGCCGUCCCAAUUCAAUUCGAAUCAGGAGGUAAUUGAGGAUUAUGAAGAGAUGUGCCGACAAGAUGUUGGUGUUAUACGUUUGGCUUCGUGGCUAUUAACAGUAGCGAUCACGGCUCAACAAGUUCCCGAAGGGGCUAAGACGCCAGAGGCCCAGGCGGAAAGCUACCAAAAGAGAAUUGAGUUUUCCCGUACCGUCUCGGACAUUGUUGAAAACUUCAUUAUGACCCAUGAUAGAUUAGUUGGAACGCUCGAAGGUUUGGGAAUGACUAUACACUUUAUUCGGCUGCAAAUGGGACGAGGUAAUCCCCAGAAAGCCUGGCUUAGGCUGCGGCAUCUUAUCGCCCUUGCUGAGCUCAUGGGCUUGCCCAAGGCGGCACAACUAGCCCGCAUCAAAAAGGCCAAUGGAGUCGGGGACCAAACUCUUCAGGAUGAAAAGGUCCAGCUCUGGGAGUUAAUCUGUACAGUCGAUCGGCUGGCCGGAAUGCUGAUCAAUUUACCGCCAUACACAAGACGAUAUCCGGUUCGGAAUCCCGAUCCUCUUCUAGUUGGCGGUGUUGUUCAACCCGCGAUAUAUAUGAUUCGUCUAGUGGAUAUCACGCCUAAAAUCUACGACCUAGAAGACCUCAGCGUUUCACAAGGGUCGACCACAAAACUUUACACCUCGGCGCUGGAAAUUGCUCGCGAGGCAAGGGAUCUUGCUUCCCAGACUCCAAAAUCUUGGUGGGCCAUCAGUAUGGACGAUGACUUGAAACCUGAUCAUAUUGUUCAAUUUAUGCACUACUGUAUUGUCAUGAAGGCCCACCUUCCAGUCGCCCUCCGGCAAGAUCAAAGUGAAGAGUAUCUCUACAGCCGCUUAGCCUGUAUGGAUGCUUGUGAGUCCAUUGCACAACGAUACCAAUUCCUCCGACGGAAGCUUCCAUCGGGAUUCUUUACUCUGCGAUUGCUUGAUCUCCAGGCCUUCGCAGCUAUGGUGUCCCUGCUCCUCACGGCUCAUUCCUGCCCCUCCACCGAUAACCGUAGCUUCCAGAUUGACAAGGCCCGCCUCGAAGGCGUAGUGGAGGGGGUGAUUGAGCUAAUGGAAGAAAAGUCAAAAGAUGGAGCUGGCUCUGGGUUUGCAGAGCAUGGAGCCACUUCACUUCGUGCUCUACGUAAUCUUUUGCAACAAGAGGACAGUAACACCGAAUCUAUCCGCGAGUUGACGGUCGUUGUGCCUCUCCUGGGAAAGAUCCAUGUCCGGCGUAACCUUCCCACAAUCCAACCCCCUAUACCCCAUGGUCAGGCAACCUCAAACGUGGUGCCCCAAUCAACCAGCUGGUUUCCCCAGGAGCAAAUGGUACCAGCCACAUAUAACCCACAACCAAAUACGAGUACCUACAUGCAGGACGCCUUAAUGUCCGGUAAUGGGAGGCCGGAUAUGCCCUGGGGGGACUUCUCGUGGUCCAUUGAAGAUGUUGGUAACAAUCUCCUAGACGAUGCCCUGAUGGCGGACACCUUCGGCCAAACGGCGUUAUGGCAGAAUGCUGGAUAUUAUAACAUACCCCUCAGUUGA